CGAACGAAGGCUGGUGUAGCCGCUCUCCGAGAAAUCAGGAAAUACCAGAAGUCUACGGAGCUUUUAAUACGCCGACUUCUAUUCUCAAGGAUUUGUCGAGAGAUUACGAUGGAUUUGGCAACUAAUGCUAGCAAUAGUGUAUGCCGUUUUCAAGCUGAGGCUCUACUUUGCUUGCAGGAAGCAACGGAAGCUUUUCUUAUACAGGAGUUCGAAGUCUCUAAUAUACUAGCGAUUCACGCAAAACGGGUAACCUUACAACAGAAGGACAUGAAACUUUGUCGCUAG
Messenger RNA from Sphaerulina musiva SO2202, 285 nucleotides. Its product is annotated as histone H3. The annotation marks the transcript as partial. Gene Ontology annotation, molecular function: protein heterodimerization activity; structural constituent of chromatin; DNA binding. Lineage: Eukaryota; Fungi; Ascomycota; Dothideomycetes; Mycosphaerellales; Mycosphaerellaceae. Gene Ontology annotation, cellular component: nucleosome. The record is from RefSeq and is a predicted model, not a curated record. The transcript has a single exon.